Molecule: messenger RNA, 1301 nt
Organism: Juglans regia (Persian walnut)
Lineage: Eukaryota; Viridiplantae; Streptophyta; Magnoliopsida; Fagales; Juglandaceae
Product: probable serine/threonine-protein kinase PBL18
Exons: 6
Coding region: 15-1205 (396 amino acids)
Biological process (GO): protein phosphorylation
Molecular function (GO): protein kinase activity; ATP binding
Source: RefSeq, a predicted model, not a curated record
GACUGCUGCCUCUCAUGCAAUCAAUAAUGGGAAACUGCUUCGGACAAUCUGCCAAGUGUGCUCAUGCUUCUUCGAAUUUUUCUGGAAGUACUACUACAGAGCGUCAUUCCAAGGCAAAACUUCAGGAUUCCACCGCUUCAAGCUAUGAGAAAACAGUACCUUUGGGAAAUUCGAAAACAAAAUCUUGUAUAAACUGCAAGGCCGAUGCAUCUAUCAGCAACAAACUCAAGUCCUUUAGCUUCAUUGAUCUGAAGAAUGCAACCAAGAAUUUCCCCCCAGAAAGUUUACUUGGAGAAGGAGGGUUCGGGUGCGUAUUCAAAGGAUGGAUUGAUGAGAACACUUUGGCUCCCACAAAACCAGGAACUGGGAUGGUAGUGGCAAUAAAGAGACUCAAGGCAGAGAGCUUUCAAGGCCACAAGGAAUGGCUUGCAGAAGUGAAUUAUCUAGAACAGCAUCACCAUGAAAAUCUUGUGAAACUCAUUGGUUACUGCUCAGAGUCUGAGAAAAAACUCCUCGUAUACGAAUUUAUGCCUAAAGGAAGCUUGGAGAAUCAUUUAUUCAGAAAAGGUGUUCAACCGAUUUCUUGGCCUACGCGGAUGAAAAUUGCAAUUGGUGUUGCACGAGGAUUAACCUUCUUGCAUAGUUUAGAUGCCAAUGUAAUCUACCGCGACUUGAAGGCUUCUAAUAUUCUACUCGACUCGGAUUUCAAUGCAAAGCUUUCAGAUUUUGGCUUAGCAAGGGAUGGACCUACUGGAGAUAAUACACAUGUUUCGACCAGAGUUGUGGGAACUCAGGGAUAUGCUGCCCCAGAAUAUGUAGCAACAGGUCACUUAACACCAAAGAGUGAUGUAUACAGCUACGGAGUCCUAUUAUUAGAGUUACUAUCAGGAAAACGGGCAAUGAAUGAUGAUAGAGCUGGGUUUGUGGAUGAAACCCUGGUGGAUUGGGCGAAACCAUUUUUGAGUGACAGCAGACGAGUUUUGAGGAUUAUGGAUACAAGGUUAGGGGGUCAAUACUCCAAGAAAGGAGCCCAAGCUGCCGCUGCACUUGCUUUGCAAUGUCUUCAUACAGAUCCCAAGAAUAGACCUCCCAUGAUUGAUAUUCUAACCAGCUUGGAAAGGCUUCCCACAUCAAAUGUUCUUCCCAGGAAUUCCCAAGCUGGUAUUGACAAUCAUAGGGGGAAGCAUUUGAAUCACUCUCGCUAGAAUACAAUGCAUGGAGAACUUACGAUGAUCUGUACUCAUGUAUUAUGAAAUGAGUAAUGAUAUACACAUGACAAUAUAUUGUACAACAUAUUACAC